GAGGAGGCACUCAGAGGUGUCUGAUUCUCCUCUCAGUGAGCUCCACCGUCCUUUCCUUCAGCCCUCAGGAACAGCCAUCAUGAGCGUCACGUACAAGUCCUCGUCCUCCGGCAGCUUUGGCGGCGGCAGUCUGAGCGGCGGGCUCGGAGGGUUCGGAGGCGGCAGCAUCAGGAAGAGCUCUGGCUUCUCCAGCUUCUCGGCAGCAGCGGCGCCCAUGGGCUCCAGCCGGAUGAGCAGUGUGUCCAUCCGGCGCUCCGGCGGGGGCGGCUUCGGUAUGGGUGGAGGUGGUGGAGGUUUAGCUUUGGGCGGAGGUGGAAGUAGCUUCAGUAUGGGCGGAGGUGGCUUCGGUAUGGGCGGUGGCGGAGGUGGCUACAGUAUGGGCGGUGGCGGAGGUGGCUUCGGUAUGGGCGGUGGCGGAGGUGGCUUCGGUAUGGGCGGUGGAGGCUUCAGUAUGGGUGGAGGCGGAGGCUUUGCUGCUGCUCCCAUCACGGCUGUGACCGUCAACCAGAGCCUGCUGGCUCCCCUGAACCUGGAGAUUGACCCCAACAUCCAGACCGUCCGCACCCAUGAGAAGGAGCAGAUCAAGACCCUCAACAACCGCUUCGCCUCCUUCAUCGACAAGGUGCGUUUCCUGGAGCAGCAGAACAAGAUGCUGGAGACCAAGUGGAGCCUCCUGCAGGACCAGACCACCACACGUUCCAACAUCGACGGCAUGUUUGAGGCCUACAUUGCUAACCUGCGCAGACAGCUGGACGGCCUGGGCAACGAGAAGAUCAAGCUGGAAGGAGAGCUGAAGAACAUGCAGGGGCUGGUCGAGGACUUCAAGAACAAAUAUGAAGAUGAAAUCAACAAACGGGCCGCAGUGGAGAACGAGUUUGUCCUGCUCAAGAAGGAUGUGGACGGAGCCUACAUGGGGAAGGUGGAGCUGGAGGCCCGGGUGGAUGCCCUCCAGGACGAGAUCAACUUCCUCAGAGCCAUCUACGAGGCGGAGCUGUCUGAGCUGCAGGGGCAGAUCAAGGACACCUCAGUGGUGGUGGAGAUGGACAACAGCCGCAACCUGGACAUGGACUCCAUCGUGGCUGAGGUCCGCGCCCAGUACGAGGAAAUCGCCAACCGCAGCAGGGCAGAGGCUGAGACCUGGUACAAGCAGAAGUUUGAGGAGAUGCAGAGCUCUGCAGGGCAGUAUGGAGAGGACCUGCGCAGCACCAAGUCAGAGAUCGCAGAGCUCAACCGCAUGAUCAGCCGGCUCCAGAACGAGAUUGAAGCCGUCAAAGGACAGCGUGCUAACCUGGAGGCCCAGAUAGCCGAGGCGGAGGAGCGUGGAGAGCUGGCAGUGAAGGAUGCCAGACUCCGCAUCAGCGACCUGGAGGCAGCGCUCCAGAGAGCCAAGCAGGAUAUGGCACGCCAGGUGAGAGAGUACCAGGAGCUGAUGAACGUCAAGCUGGCCCUGGACAUCGAGAUCGCCACCUACAGGAAGCUGCUGGAAGGAGAGGAGACCAGGAUCUCGUCAGGCGGUGGAACUGCCACCAUUCACAUCCAGACCUCAGGUGGUGGAGGAGGCGGGGGUGGCUCCGGAGCAGGGUUUGGGAUGGGAGGAGGAGGAGGUGGAGGAGGGUUUGGCUACGGGGGCGGCAGCGGGAUGUCCAUGUCCCUGGGAGGAGGAGGAGGAGGGGGUGCGGGCUACGGCAUGAGCAGCAUGAGCAGCGGAGGAGGAGGCUUCGGCAGCCUGAGCGGUGGAGGAGGAGGGAUGUCCAUGUCUCGCUCCUCAGUGGUCCAGAGCAGCAGACGCUACUAGCACAGCUGUCUGCCCCUUCCUCUCUCCUUCUUCCAUCUUCUAUUCAUCCCCUCUUCACAGACCUAGCUAACUCACUUACACUCCUCAUGUUCCCGCCAGGCAGUCCCCUCUGACCUCCAGCCCAGCAGCCAGCAUGUGCUGCAGGGGCACACACACAGACUGGCCACUAGGGGAUGCUGUUCAGCUACAGCCCACUCUUGUCUCUGAACACUUAUAACUAACUAGGACAGAGAGCAGUAUUUUCUGAACUACACCAGCAAAGGGACUUCCUCCUCCCUCAGUCAACCAGGGUGUACAGAGACACAGCAGUGGUCCCUUUGGCCAUGAUAGAGCAUUCUUAGUGUGUCUAGACAGUUGUAACCAGAUUCCUCUGUUGUGAUUGGCCAUGUGAUGAACAUGCUGUAAACAUGCUGAAUAAACCCUGAGCUCUAGAUCAA
This is a messenger RNA of Osmerus eperlanus (European smelt), 2232 nucleotides long. RefSeq names its product keratin, type II cytoskeletal cochleal-like. The record is from RefSeq and is a predicted model, not a curated record. NCBI's taxonomy places the organism in Eukaryota, Metazoa, Chordata, Actinopteri, Osmeriformes, Osmeridae. The transcript is spliced from 9 exons. Gene Ontology annotation, cellular component: keratin filament. The coding region runs from base 80 to 1795 and encodes 571 amino acids. Gene Ontology annotation, biological process: intermediate filament organization; keratinization. Gene Ontology annotation, molecular function: structural constituent of skin epidermis.